This is a messenger RNA of Brugia malayi, 1119 nucleotides long. RefSeq lists its product as uncharacterized. The transcript is spliced from 7 exons. The record is from RefSeq and is a predicted model, not a curated record. Gene Ontology annotation, molecular function: neuropeptide binding; neuropeptide Y receptor activity. Gene Ontology annotation, cellular component: plasma membrane; neuron projection. Lineage: Eukaryota; Metazoa; Nematoda; Chromadorea; Rhabditida; Onchocercidae. Bases 1 to 1119 code for a protein of 372 amino acids. Gene Ontology annotation, biological process: G protein-coupled receptor signaling pathway.
AUGUACAAUAACAAUAAUACCUGCCUGGAUAUGAACGCGGAAUUAUGGCGGAAUAGGCGCGAUUGGAGCACUCAGUCAUUUACUAUAUUCAUUUUCGUCUUUUUUUAUGCAGCAAUUAUCCUCAUCGGUAUUGUAGGCAAUCUAUGUGUCAUAUUGGCCAUAUCUAGGACCAGGACACUGCAAACAGUACCCAAUAUGUUCAUUUUCUCAUUGAGUUGCUCCGACCUUGUUGUAUGCUUCACCUCAGCAACAAUAACACCAAUCGCAGCAUUCAAGAAGGAAUGGAUUUUUGGUGCUGUGUUAUGUUCCGUAGCACCCUUUAUUGCUGGCGCUUCAUUGUGCUUCUCUACAUUUACUCUCUCAGCAAUCUCAGUGGAUCGUUUUUUGCUUAUCUAUUUUCCAACUAGAAAAGCUUUAUCCAGGCUUCAAGCAUUAAUCGUAAUUAUGGUAAUAUGCAUGUUAUCUACUUCAUUAUCAGCGCCGGUAAUAUUCAAGCAAAGGCUUAAAAGAUUCGGCAAUUACUGUGGCCAUUUCUGUACUGAAGAAUGGGGUAUCGACCAAAGCGGUAGACGAGUUUAUGGGUCAAUAAUGCUGAGCGUACAAUUCAUCGUACCUCUGGUGAUCAUCACUUUUUGCUACACUGCUAUCUCUUUCAAAUUAGGCAAGGGUAUACUGCAAAGGAAUCGAAGGCAGCGUAAUGAAUAUCAACUAGGAAUGACCGAUCAGCAGCGUGCAGCCAUAAAACGCAGACAACGAACAAAUCGUAUGCUAAUUGGAAUGGUGGUUGCGUUUUCUGCAAGCUGGUUUUUCAGCGUAUUAUUUAACGUUCUCAGGGAUUACGACUGUCUGCCGAAGUGGUGCCAAAAUCAGGAAUACUUUUUCGGGAUUGCAACACAUUGCAUUGCUAUGUCCUCAACUGUAUGGAAUCCAUUGCUUUAUGCAGCUCUAAAUUUGCAAUUACGUGCUGCUUUUUUUCGAUUACUACCUGAAUGUGUAAGGCAACCAGAAAUGCAGAAAAGUGCUACUUAUAACUGUAAGCCUCUCCUUCAAUCCGGAAGUGCUUUGCGGAAUGAUUUAACAAAAAAUAAGAUACUGAAUUGUGAUCACAGAAAAAGGUAA